Penicillium cataractarum is the source of this 1200-nucleotide messenger RNA. RefSeq lists its product as uncharacterized. NCBI's taxonomy places the organism in Eukaryota, Fungi, Ascomycota, Eurotiomycetes, Eurotiales, Aspergillaceae. The transcript has a single exon. The record is from RefSeq and is a predicted model, not a curated record. Bases 1 to 1200 code for a protein of 399 amino acids.
AUGCUGAUACCAGUGAAUAUCUUCCAAGACGGCGAAGACAGCGCGCUGGAAUUCGCGCCAAAUCCGUGGGUCAUGAAGCGCGCCCACGAACUCGACCCGGACGACGACGGGGACACACCACGCAAAGGAUGGAAGCGGCUCACAACCAAAGAAGAAGUGACCCUCUUCGAGAUCUGCAAUCGCCACGCAGACAGUUUCGGCCGACGCAGCGAUCUCUGCAAUUGGUGGAAGACCGUCGCAACCGAGUUCUCCCACGCAAACGGCCGCCCGUAUUCAUGGCACUCGGUGCGGAGGAAGGUGGAGAUGGUUACGAAGAAGCGCAUCAAGUUCCUCGAAGAUCAACAGCAGCGACAACGGGAUUAUUCCGGUGCGAAUCCGGUCCCUGACGUGAUGAAUCCGCAGUGGUGUGCUGUGCUUGAUCUUUGGAUUCCGACCUGGCAACAUUGGGAGGAAUCGGAGGCGCAACGGAUCGCGAAGCGCGACGCGACGUAUCGCAAACGCUCGCAGAGUAAACUUGAUAAUCUGUGGAAGCCUCCACCUCAAGCUGCAGACCCGGCCUUGGAACCGGUUGAUCUGACCUCCCCAGCCAGCCCUGAUGAUACCGGCAUCGAUGCCAAUGAUUCUUACGAGGGUCCUAUCGUUCUAGUUACGAGGAGUCCCCAACCAACGACUGUCCCUGCCACGGCAGCGCCAACGGUCGACAGACCUUCUUCUAUUCCGGCAUCCAAUGGAGGUGUCAGACUACCUCCAGGAUUCGAUACUAUGUUUGCAAACAAUCAUUCUCAGCCUACCCGGUGGCCUCCGACCUUUGCACCAGCACCCAGAGCGGCAGAGCCAUCAUCAGAUAACCGCGUGUUCAGCGCCAUGCUCGAGGCUAUCGGGAAACUCAAUAGACACCUCGAUGCAGCAUCGGACAAUAACAGAAAUAACGAUGCUCCAGAUGCUCGCGCUUCGCCAGUGAUAUCCGCUCUGGUUCAAUCAGCUACUGAGUCCACCCCUCAAAACCCAGCUUCAUCAGAGGACUCACGCAGAGCAUCGAGCAGCAUCCCCUCCAGAGACUUUGAGCGAAUUAAAGAAGAACUGCGGCGAGAGAUGAGAGAAGAAAUGCGUCGAGAGCGGGUCGCAUUCGAAGAGAAGCUGGAUUCUGUUCAAAGAACGCAAGAUAUGAUUUUAGAGAUGUUAAGGCAGGAGCCGGCUUGA